Messenger RNA from Hemiscyllium ocellatum (epaulette shark), 10247 nucleotides. Its product is annotated as collagen alpha-6(IV) chain-like. Gene Ontology annotation, molecular function: extracellular matrix structural constituent. Lineage: Eukaryota; Metazoa; Chordata; Chondrichthyes; Orectolobiformes; Hemiscylliidae. Gene Ontology annotation, cellular component: collagen trimer; basement membrane. The transcript is spliced from 48 exons. The record is from RefSeq and is a predicted model, not a curated record. The coding region runs from base 490 to 5589 and encodes 1699 amino acids.
GUUGUUGGCAGUGGAACCAAAGGGUUAAACCCCUGAGAACCGCUUUGAGCUACUGGAUGGAGAGAGGGAGAGAGAGAGAGAGAGAGAGUGGGAGGAGUGUAAACUGGGAGUAGUGAAAACUGGGAGAAGAGAGCAGUUUCCCAGACACUGGAAGUGUGUGUGCGACUGACUCAGGAACAGUUUCAGGCUCGAACUUUCCUGCAGUGAACCCGCAGGUUGGAGCCUCGAAAUCCCAUCUCCAUCUCGGCGGUGGAGGGCGAGUGCUGGGUGCAGACCCUGAGAGAGUUUGGAGCAUGUUUCCCUGCUGCUCGUAGUGCUCCUGCUCCUGAUCCCCAUACAACACACGCAGCCUGGAGGCAGCGGUUUAAUGAAGCAUUUCAUUCAGGAAUGAGCUGGAAUUGAAGUUUUAGCAGAUUGGACAUCCUGUUUGGAAGCAGAGGGAAUAUUAAGGAAAAUUUUAAUGCAGUGAAAAUAUCUCUGAGAAUUAAUAUGUGGUGCCUGUUAUUACGAUUACUCAUUCUGUUGCUGUUGACUGACACAAUUCUUGCUGGUGGAAAGUCAUACUUAGGACCCUGCAACGGGAGAGACUGCAGCGCAGGAUGUCAGUGUUUCCCGGAAAAAGGAGCCAGAGGCCGGCCGGGUGCGCCAGGAUCUCAGGGACCACAAGGUCCCCCUGGGCCUCCGGGACGACAGGGAGUUGCUGGACAUAAAGGAGCGAAAGGUGACCGAGGCAAACCUGGAGUGACCGGACAAACUGGAGACAAGGGACCAAUGGGAGUGCCCGGGUUUGCAGGCAAUGAUGGCAUACCAGGUCACCCAGGACAGCCAGGCCCCCGGGGACCUCCUGGACACGAUGGUUGCAAUGGGACAAGAGGCGAUCCCGGAGCCACGGGUCAACCUGGAUUUCCUGGUUUGUUGGGCAUUUCUGGAGUACCUGGAAGGAAAGGACAAAAGGGAGAACCAUUCCUCGUUACAGUCGAGUGGAGGAGAUUUAGGGGGGACGCUGGCCUCCCUGGUCUCCCAGGAUACCCGGGCUUACCUGGCAACCCUGGAGAGAUGGGUCUCAACGGUCCCCCAGGAGCGAUGGGCCCAGUGGGUCGUCCAGGACCUCCAGGACCUCCAGGACCCAAGGGCAAUGAUGGAAUCGGUUUCCAGGGGCGAACUGGUGAAAAGGGUGAGCCCGGUCCGCCUGGUCUACCUGGGAGCAGGAUCGAGGACACCAGCCAAGUUUCUGCACUGGGGAAUAAAACGGGAGAAAAGGGUGACAGAGGAGAACCAGGAAAUGAAGGCGAAUUCGGUGACCCUGGGGAACCAGGAACUCCUGGCCCAAAAGGUGAGAAAGGAGAAGAGGGAAUCAUGGGCCUUCCAGGAUUAAGGGGUGAGAGUGGCUUCAAUGGACCCCCAGGUUCUGAAGGACGCAAAGGUCUCCCAGGUAUCCCAGGUCUUCCCGGGUUUAAUGGUCAACCAGGAUUGAAGGGUGACCGAGGUGACCCAGGCCAACCUGGCCAGUCCAUCACAUUUACUGGAUUAAUUCCCAAAGGUCCAAAAGGUUGGCCAGGACUAGAAGGAGAGCGUGGCCCCAAAGGGGAGGAAGGCUUCUACGGCCAUGAGGGCUCCUCUGGUCUCCCUGGUGAAACAGCGCCAUUCCCAGGUAACCCAGGACCACCAGGUUUACCAGGUUUCUCAGGAGCCAAAGGGGAGAAAGGUGAUCAGGGCUUGCCAGCUCUCCAGCCUGGAUUCCCAGGAUUUCCAGGGAAAUCAGGCCCACCUGGCCCACCUGGACCUCCUGGACCGAUAGGUUCCACAGAGUUCAUUGGAGAUCCAGGAGAGGAAGGUCAGAGAGGGUACCCUGGUCCAAGAGGAAGACCAGGAGACAAAGGUGACCGAGGACAUUGUGCCUGUGAUGUGGAUGGAGCUUCUCCUGUUGGUCCCCGGGGUCCUGCUGGAGCCCCGGGCUAUCCAGGCAUACCCGGGGUGGAUGGGCAGCCGGGAGAUGAAGGAUCACCAGGUCCUUUUGGAGCACCAGGGAUUCAAGGAGUGACUGGUGAGGCUGGAGCUCAUGGCCCUAAAGGACAGAAAGGAGAUUCCGUUUUCAUCUCCACCAUAACCACGAAAGGUUCCAAAGGAGAGCAAGGACAUCCAGGAUUAACAGGACGACCCGGAGAGCCUGGUAUUCCAGGAAAUGAUGGGAAACCAGGCAGACAAGGAUAUCCAGGAAUCCCAGGCGAUGCUUUGGAAGGUUACCCUGGUGAUGUAGGUAGCCCAGGUGUCCUGGGCAGAAAAGGAAUCCCAGGGAGACCUGGCCUGCCAGGAGUUGGCAUUCAGGGACCUCGGGGAAGACCAGGGCCUCCUGGUGACUUUGGACCUGCUGGUACACCAGGGAUUCCAGGACUCCCAGGCAUCCCUGGAACUCCAGGUGACUGCAUUGACAGACAGGAAAUCCUGCCGGUGGGCAGUGGUAUCCCAGGAUUCCAACCAGCGAUUCCCUGUGGAACUCCAGGACCUCCAGGACUAAGGGGCCCACCAGGUUUGCCCGGAGAUAAAGGUGAGACUGGUCCACAGGGAUUCCCAGGAUUAUCCCGACCAGGAUACCCAGGAAGGAAAGGUUAUGUUGGUGCUCCAGGGCCAGGAAUUCCAGGGCCACCAGGUUUUGUUGGGCCCCGUGGAGAUCCCGGUUCACCAGGCCCACCUGGGUCAACUGGGAAUACUGGGCUUCCGGGACUACCGGGAAGGCCAGGAGCAACUGGUGAAAAAGGCUUGCCCGGAGAUGCAAUUGGGGCAGUGCCGGGAUACCCCGGGGAACCAGGCCAACCAGGUCAUCCAGGAUCCAAAGGAGAAAAAGGAGAUGCCGGAGGAAUUGGAUGGAAAGGUGCGGAUGGAGUAUCGGGAGUUAAAGGGCUCAUUGGUGAAGAAGGCAAACCAGGCCUACCUGGCCCUACAGGAGUUCCAGGAGUGAGGGGACCACCUGGGGCCAAGGGGCAGGAUGGGUCACCAGGGUUACAAGGGAUACCUGGUUUUCCAGGCCCUCAAGGUUCUUUUGGUUUCAAAGGGGAUCGUGGUGACAGAGGGUCCCCCGGCCCAGCUGGAAUGAAAGGUUUGCCUGGAAUUCCUGGUAUCCAGGGACCCCAUGGGGAUGCAGGAUUCCCCGGAUCCCCUGGUCGCUUCGGAGUGGAUGGUCUGCCAGGUCUUGAUGGCCUGAAAGGUCUGAAAGGUUCUCCAGGAAUGGCGGGAUUCCCCGGCGUGAAGGGGUUUCAGGGUCGACCUGGCCUGUCCGGCUUGAAGGGAGAAGCGGGAUCCCCUGGAAUUAUAGGGAACUGGGGUCCAACUGGAGUGAAGGGUAUUAAAGGUGACCGUGGACAAACGGGACCUCCAGGACCACCCCCACCUAUCGAACCUGCCAUGAUGGUGAGAGUGAAGGGGGAGAAAGGAGACGACGGUUUACCUGGGGAACCCGGAUUUGUUGGUCCCAGAGGGUCGAAGGGGAUGCCGGGAUAUCCAGGACAGCAAGGACAUCCUGGUCUCCCGGGAACUCCAGGGCAACAGAAAGGAAUUCCAGGGUUUCCGGGAGUACCAGGAGAACCUGGAAGCAAAGGGAUGCCGGGAGCCCCUGGACCACCAGGCAUCAGAGGCUUUCCUGGGAUGUUUGGUGAGAAGGGCGUCUCAGGAAACCCCGGCCUCCCUGGGCGCCUCGGUACCCCAGGCUCACCCGGAUUGAAAGGUGACCUAGGGGAUACGAUUAACAUUCCAGGGAGUCCUGGUUACAAGGGCAAAAUUGGCGAUCUAGGAUUGAAAGGAGCAUCGGGUCCCCCUGGGCUACCAGGCAAACGUGGAUCUCCAGGAGAACCAGGCAUUGAGGGCCUGAAAGGAUCUCUAGGUGAUCAGGGAUUCACAGGUAAACAGGGUUCUCCUGGUUAUCCCGGGUUAGUGGGAGACAGAGGAUCGCGAGGUCCUGGUGGCUCAACUGGUCCAAAGGGAUUCAUGGGAUUUCCAGGAUAUCGAGGAGCUAAAGGUUCACUGGGUCCUGAUGGUCUGCCUGGUUUAGAUGGGUUAAAAGGAAACAAAGGCUUCCCAGGAUCCCCAGGUCUAAAUGCGAGAGGAACUCCAGGUCAAACUGGUCACCAGGGUGAGAAAGGGGAGAGAGGGAUACCCAAUACCCGACCAGGGGAACCAGGGCUACCAGGGGGAGUUGGUCCCAUAGGUGAUGUCGGUGAACCAGGUCUUGUUGGCUCAAUGGGACCUCCAGGUGAUCCAGGGCCUGUGAUCCCUUCGAACAAACCAGGAAAAGCAGGUGAUCCAGGGCCAAAAGGAUAUGACGGUCCACAAGGCUACCCUGGUCAACCGGGUCCCUUUGGCAGGUUGGGACAACCUGGAAACAAGGGUGAGAUAGGGAAUCCAGGUGCAUCUGGCUUCAUAGGAUCACUAGGGAUCCACGGUGAGAAGGGAACUUCUGGUCUUCCAGGUAUCAAUGGCAUUCCUGGAAUUAAAGGUCAAAGAGGUGACCAGGGUAUAAUGGGUUACCCUGGGAAAGCUGGACCACAAGGAGACCCUGGAGUUCCUGGACAGAAAGGUUCAGUGGGUCUCGCUGGUUUAUUGGGAUUGCCUGGCCCACAGGGACCAGCUCCUUCUCCCCAACCAUUCACUGCACCGCGGGGAGCUGAUGGCGCCCCAGGAAAUCCUGGGCAGCGUGGAUUUCGAGGGGACCCAGGUCCAAAGGGGGUUCCUGGGGAUGAAGGUGUGAAGGGCCCUCCGGGUAAACCAGGAAUCCCUGGGCUCACUGGCUCCCCAGGAAGAAUAGGCCCCAGAGGUGAAGCAGGUCCAGUCGGACAACAAGGAUCUUUGGGAUUUAAAGGUGUCCCUGGCACCCAAGGGGUACGCGGGAUGGAAGGUAUGCCAGGCCGAAGUGUCAGUGUUGGAUACCUCUUGGUUAAACACAGUCAGUCGCAGGAAAUCCCACCGUGUCCGCUUGGAAUGAACAAACUCUGGGAUGGAUACAGUCUGUUAUUUGUGGAAGGACAGGAAAAAGCUCACAAUCAGGAUCUGGGGCUGGCUGGAUCGUGUAUGCCAAGGUUCAGUACAAUACCCUUUGUGUACUGUAACAUCAAUAAUGUUUGCUACUUUGCAAGCCGAAAUGACAAGUCUUAUUGGUUGUCUACCAAUGCUCCGAUUCCAAUGAUGCCUGUGGCUGAUGCCGAAAUCAAACAGUACAUCAGCCGGUGCUCAGUGUGUGAGGCUCCGUCUCUGGCAGUCGCUGUUCACAGCCAGGACAUCACAAUUCCAAUGUGCCCCACUGGGUGGCGCAGUCUGUGGAUUGGUUACUCUUUUCUAAUGCACACAGCUGCAGGCAGUGAAGGUGGUGGUCAGUCCUUGGUGUCACCAGGCAGCUGCCUGGAGGAUUUCCGAACCACUCCUUUUGUGGAAUGCAAUGGUGCUCGCGGCACGUGCCAUUACUUCGCCAACAAGCACAGUUUCUGGCUAUCGACUGUUGACCCCAGCCAGCAGUUUAAGGAGCAGCCCGUCCCUGACACUCUGAAGGCAGGACAGCUUCUAACCCGAGUCGGGCGGUGCCAAGUCUGCAUGAAGAAUUUAUAACAAACACCACCCCCUGCAAUAAAUAAUCAAUCACUCGCACCCUCAGGAAUCCAAAGGGUAAAGGCAACAAUGUUAUGGACAGGAAAAAACUGGCAAUCCAAGUUAAAUUGAACUAGGAACCUCAAACACAGAUAAUAUCUGACAAGCCCGUUACAUAAAUUGCCCAUUGGAGAGACCCUGGCAAGCACAUUUAAAUUCAUUAAUGCACUAAAUCCAGCUUAUUCUCUUUCAGGCUUAGCACUAAAACAAAAACUAAUAUAAUGCAAUUUGAGGUUCACCAGCCAAGCCCUGGUCACAGAAGUGCAGGGAUGAGAAAUUUCUGCCCUUUGGCAGAAUUCCACCUUCUUCAUGCAGGUCUGCCCCUGAAGAAUUUUUCCCAUUCUGGCCCAGGGAAAAAAAAAAUGUCACUCAGCUCCUACCUCUUUAUUCUGCAACUAAUCUGACUCAUUUGCUGGGACUGGGGAAGGUAGAGGCUACACUUAUGCAGCUGCCACUCCUGUGGCCUUCCGACACUGGGGUAUCUGCCUGGUACUGCCUGCACCGCAGGAGACUAUCACCAAGGCCGAAGGGCUGGGAUUCAGGUGUAGAGUGGAAAGUACAGACUACACGUUAGGAUCGAGGCUGUGGCUGGGUGGAGGAGUGGGACAAGAAUGUAAAGAGCUUGCAGAACAACAGUUGAACUUGUGCUGUGACUCUAUUGAGCUGUCUGUAAGGUGGAAGUAGUGUAUGUCUUAUGAUGUCUCAUAGCUACAGCAAGCCAGGAGGCUGAUUAAUAUAGUAUUGCAUUUCUAUCUCAAACAUCCCCCUUUAGACACAAAAAGAAUUCUAUAUAUUAUUAUUUACAUAACUGACUCUGCACAACUAUUCUCAUAUAUUAGCGGUUCAUUAUUCUCAUUAGGCCUUGCACAUUUCAGCCAGUCUUUGUAUCACGUCAAUCCCUUUGUAGUAUUUGUUCAUCUGAGUCCUGUUCCUUCUCUGGGGAAUGUCGUCCUGUUGUCACUUGUUGUUGCAGUAUUUGUUGUUCUGUUUCUGGAGUUGAAGGUUGGUCUGUAUGGAUGGUGUGGGUGAUCUGAUUGGCUGCCUGCAGUAUCGGAACAGCUUCCCCAUUGGUGCCUGUGCUUGCAAUGGUGUUGUGGGGCGCUCACUUCUGUCACGUUGGCAGUUGCUCUACACAGAUGCCCAGCUGCCAAUUUGGCCAACUCUUGUUGAACACUGAAAGUUUGGACACUGAAGGUUUGGCAGUUUUGUGAAAAUGAAAUAUGGCUUUUCGCAAUAUCCCUUUGAUUUUGUCACUUCAAUCUUCUUCUGGUUUCAGUAGCUUUUAUUUUUAAAUUGGAAAAGUAGCUUGGGUUCAGCCUGAGUGUUUCUACUAGAUUUCUUUCCAUGCCUUCUAUCGGUAUGCAUUUCCGCUCUGUGCCCAAUGUUUUUAUGAAUCCGAUGGGAAUUCUCACUGCUGCCUCAGCCUUUCCACUUGACCGGGGUUAAUUAUCCAGAUGAUAUAUAGUGUUACAUUUCCUAAUCCUUUAUGAAAUGACAGAAUUCUUGACUCAAACUGAUGGCCAUUGUCGCUCUCCACAAUGUUUGAAAUGGUGGUGAAUGUGCACACGAUGCUCAUUCCUGAUGAAGGGCUCAUACCUAAAACGUCCAUUCUCCUGCUUCUCAGAUGCUGCCUGACCUGCUGUGCUUUUCCAGCACUACACUCUCGACUCUGAUCUCCAACAUCUGCAGUCCUCACUUUUGCAUACAAUGUUUGAAAUGCCCUAACAACCAAGUGUACUAUUAGGCAUUGACAGUCUCAUGGUGCUCAUGGGAGGUAGACUAGCUGACUUCAAAAAGUAGCCAGAAUAAAAGUCUACAGUGACAUGAUAAUAGAUCCUGGGAGACUGAUGACAUCUACUUGCAGCUUCACCUGGGAACUUCUAGGUCAUCAGCUUGCUUAGCUUGGUACUCAUCAGUCAGCACAGUGGCUGAUAUAGUUCUUGAUUUCAUUGCUUCUGUUCAGGCAGCAGAGCCCUUUGCUUAUCUUCCUCAGACUCAAAUUCCUUGGUAGUUUGCAUGGAUUUGCUUUAGCAUCUCUCCUCUCAUCUUCCUUGGCGAUAAUGAUUCUAUUUCCUUUGUAUAAUAGUCUGGAAAUUCAUUUCUCUAUUUCCAGUUCUUGUGACCACAGUGAUGUUCUCGGUAUGUCUGGGCCAUCCUUCCAUCAUUUACAUGUCACAACAUUUGGAGAGUUACAUCUUGUUGGGUAGUUUGCUUGAUUUGAGUGAGGCACCAUUGGAUUCAAUUUCAAAUUCAAUUGAUGACUUCCAGAACAAGUUGAGUUGGAUCUGGAAGAUUUCACAAUCUGUAACAUCCUCUACAUCUUUAUAGGGAUUGCAGCUCAGAAAACAUGUGGGAGAUUUACACUUGUUUCCCUUACUCUGAAUAUGAAGAUAUAAAAGUAAGUCUUUGCAGAUGUUUGCAACAGAUAGUAAUGACUUAAGGAAAGUGCUUUGUGGUCAAACUAGACUGUCACAUUGUCGAUUGAGGGACAUAUUGAUGAAAGUGUGCAUAAGCAACAACAAUAGCCAGGUACGGAUUCUUAAUCGGAGUGUAGUGUCAUUUCAUUUCAGUUCAUUUGUGUUAACAGACUGAAUGCAGUGCAACCAGUUGUUCUUAUUGCGUCGAGGUGUUCCUAUUCCUGUCUUGCUGGCAUCACAUGAUGGGGUAACUUUACCAUUUAUAUCAUUGUAUUUCAGCAUUGGCAUUGCCAUCACUCAUUAUUUGACUCUAGUGAACGCUGCUUCUUAUUCUGUGCCCAACCAGCAUCUAUGAAACUGAGUCAGCGUUCAAACUCCAACAACAAAUGUGUAAUAACUUUGCUAAGUAGUUAACAAAUCCAAAGGGAAAAAAAGUUUACAUCUGUGGAUCGCUUCAUUACUGCUACAACUAUGUGGGAUCCAGGUGAAGGUCUUUGCUGACAGUUCACAACCUUUGUGUUUGAUUUUGGGCUUUUUCGGGGGGCGGGGGGUGCAAUUUUUUUUCUCUAGUUCACCUUCAGAUUCAUCUGGUAGACUCUGUCCAGCAGCCACAGUGGCUUCUUCAAUUAUAUCUUGGCAACCAAUAAACUAGCAGAUCACUGAUGUGAUUUCCACAGUGGGAAUAUUCACAAACAACAAUCGAAUGCCAAGUGGCACACGCAGCCAUCUAUCUCUCCCAAAUAACACCCAGAACAUAGUUAAAAAACUUUAAUGACUACAGCUUUAUUUUCCAGCUCUUAAUUUCUGGCUUUCCAGUUAAUCUUGGAGCUUCUUGGCAGAUGCUGAAUUAGUUUUAUACUGCCAUCAACUCUGUGAUAAUAUUCUUGUAGAAUACAUCUGAAAACUAGAAUCUUCAGUUGAUAACUCUCCUGUGGCCAUCUGUGUCUGCUUAUGUGCUUUCAAUAUGAUUUAGCUUCUUGCAGUGUGAACAUUGCUAUCCCCAUGUUGGAUAUGCCUUUGUGUUACCCUUUUGUCCAUGAAUCCUUUGGCCCACAACAUCUAUCAGCAUAAUGCAAGGCCUGCUUUUGCUAUGAACAUGCUCUAACUGCUGGUUUAUAACCUCAGUGCACCUGCAAGUGUUGAUCCCUUUCCUUCAGGUAAGUUUAUCCUCUCUCAAUAGACAUGCUCUCACCGUAGGCCAAGUAGAAUCUUGUCUUCUAUUAGGUCAUCUUUUAAAUACACAGUCACAGUAUCCUGUAAGCUGCAUUAUUGCAGUUUCUAACAAACAAUAGCUUGUUUUAUAACUUGGGCUCAAAAAUUACAAACAAUAUACAUAGAGUUACAUUCAUUUGGGAACUCAAAGCAUGCCUUAGAGAUCUUCAAAAUUGGUCUUCCACCCCUCCAGUUCUUUGGAGAAAUUUUGGCUGAUCUACACAUUGGGUUGUUCAAGAAAAAAGUUUCACACAGCCCUCAAUGGCAAAUGUGUAGCUACUCGGUGCUGUUCUGGCUUGUUAAUUAGAUCUGUCAAAGUCUAAUCACUUUACCAUUGAGUUGGCAGUUUUUCUACUCCUAGUUUCGUGUCACUUUGACUGGCCCCAGGAAAGGAAAGUCCGUAGUCAUCCGUAGUCCGUAAUUCAGUGACAGCCGUCUGCUUCUUUGUUCCUGUUUAGAGCUUUCAGCAAUUCUGAAACAUUCCUGUGUUCCAAUUUCAGUAGUGGUGCUUCUGUACAGUUCUCCGUCAUAGUCACAGCCCACUUCUGAUAAUAUAUUAUGAGCUCUAAGUGUCUUUAUUGGAGCUAGCUGUCAGAUGGGAGAGUGCCUCGUGGUAGCACUCACAUGAUUACAGCAAGGCCUGUUUUUAUACAGCAUUGCAUUUCCAUACCAAAUGAGAAGUAGGAAUGGGACAGGGGCCUGGGAUUCACACAGGGUGGAGGCGGGGCAGGCAAGAUCUUAGUCGAGGGCUCAAUGAUCUACCUCGGUAUCCCAGCUAACAGGACUGAGGCCUGACAGCUAAGAUGCAGGAGGGGACAAUGAGACAUGUGAUCCAGGAGGGUCCGAGGCCACCUCCCUCCCGUGAUCAGUCACUAUUUCAUAAAGGUUCAGGAUAGGAAUCUGAACUAUUUCCCCUUUACCCAUCAUCAUUAUUGCUGCCUUUCGACUGCAGUCUGUACAGGGGAGAGGGGUGUUAAAAUAUCCAGGUUU